Messenger RNA from Pochonia chlamydosporia 170, 1395 nucleotides. Its product is annotated as rab GDP-dissociation inhibitor. The transcript has 8 exons. The record is from RefSeq and is a predicted model, not a curated record. Gene Ontology annotation, biological process: vesicle-mediated transport; protein transport; small GTPase-mediated signal transduction. NCBI's taxonomy places the organism in Eukaryota, Fungi, Ascomycota, Sordariomycetes, Hypocreales, Clavicipitaceae. Gene Ontology annotation, molecular function: Rab GDP-dissociation inhibitor activity. Gene Ontology annotation, cellular component: cytoplasm. Bases 1 to 1395 code for a protein of 464 amino acids.
AUGGAUGAGAUUGCAAAGGAGUACGAUGUCAUUGUGCUGGGCACUGGCUUGACCGAAUGUAUUCUCUCUGGUGUGCUAAGUGUCAAGGGCAAGAAGGUCCUGCACAUUGACCGCAACGACCACUAUGGCGGCGAAGCCGCGUCAGUGAACCUCGAAACGCUCUUCAAGAAGUAUGGAAACUUCCAAGCUGGCACAGAGCCCUGGAAAAACUACGGCCGACCCAACGACUGGAACAUUGAUCUCGUCCCCAAGUUCCUCAUGUCCUCUGGCGAGCUGACCAACAUUCUCGUUUCCACCGAUGUUACCCGAUAUCUCGAGUUCAAGCAAGUUGCUGGCAGCUAUGUCCAGCAGGGUGCUUCUAACAAGGCCACUGUUGCCAAGGUGCCUUCUGAUGCCGGCGAAGCUCUCAAGUCCCCGCUUAUGGGUAUCUUUGAGAAGCGUCGUAUGAAGUCCUUCAUCGAGUGGGUUGGCACUUUUAACCCCAAGGACCCUGCAACGCAUAAGGGACUUGACUUGAACACCUGCACCAUGAAGGACGUUUACGACAAGUUCGGCCUUGAGGUCACCACCAAGGACUUCAUUGGCCACGCCAUGGCCCUGUAUCUCACCGAUGACUACAUCACAACCAAGGGACAGGCUCCCGAGGCCAUUGAGCGCAUCCGCCUAUACGGAAACUCUGUCGCCCGAUACGGAAAGUCCCCUUACAUCUACCCUCUCUACGGUCUCGGUGAGCUGCCCCAGGGCUUCGCUCGUCUUUCCGCCAUUUACGGUGGCACCUACAUGCUCAACACCAAUGUGGAUGAGCUGCUCUUCGAUGGAGACAAGGCUUCCGGCAUCAAGGCCACCAUGAAGACUGGUGCUGAGGAUAUGAAGUUUGAGACCAAGGCCAAGAUGAUCCUCGGUGACCCAUCCUACUUCCCCAACAAGGCGAAGAUUUCUGGCCACGUCCUGCGAGCCAUCUGCAUCCUCAAACACCCCUUGGCCGGCACCAACGAUAGCGACUCUGCUCAGCUGAUUAUUCCCCAGUCUCAAGUUGGUCGCAAGAAUGACAUCUACAUUGCUUGCGUAUCGUCUGCCCACAAUGUCUGCCCCAAGGGCUACUGGAUCGCCAUCGUUUCCACUAUUGCCGAGACAUCUGCCAACCACCACCUCGAGCUGCAGCCUGGCCUGGAGCGCCUGGGCAAGAUUGAAGAGCAAUUCAUGGGCCCGCCGAUCCCCAUCUAUGAACCCCUUGAGGACGGGAAGAAAGACAACCUCUUCAUCUCCAGGAGCUAUGACGCAACUAGCCACUUUGAGACUACUACCGACGAUGUCAAGGACAUUUAUCGCCGCUGCAUGGGCGAGGAGCUCAAGGUUGAAGGUCUGAGAGAGGGCAUCACUGUUGCUGAGGAGUAA